Messenger RNA from Corylus avellana, 1385 nucleotides. It is a transcript of the gene NDHU, whose product is annotated as Chaperone DnaJ-domain superfamily protein. Lineage: Eukaryota; Viridiplantae; Streptophyta; Magnoliopsida; Fagales; Betulaceae. The record is from RefSeq and is a predicted model, not a curated record. Gene Ontology annotation, cellular component: NAD(P)H dehydrogenase complex (plastoquinone); chloroplast; chloroplast thylakoid membrane.
CAUAUCGUUCUCAUAUCUUCUGGGCCUACCAAAAAAGGAAAAGACCAUAUUGUUAGCUGCUUUAUAAGGGUACAGGCAAAUACACUGAAGAUUUCUUCUGCUCUGCUACAUCAUUCGUCAGAUAACAUUUCUCUGGUAGAAAGCCCUUGCCUUAUCUCUCCCCUAAACAAAGCGCAGGCAAGCCCAACGAGAUAACAAAAAAACAAAAAUGGCCGUCUCAUCCACCACUGCGGCACUCUACAUCUCCCGAAAAGACUUCUCGACCCAGACGCCGAUAAAUGGUGCCAUACCCACAAAUUCCAUCGCUUUUGCAACCAAGCUACGCAGAUUUCACAUCAGAAGCUCAGGUGAAUUAUCCGCCGACACCAGUGCGACAGAAGCAGAUUCUUCAGAAAAUCCCAUUGAAGCCUUAAAAGAACCACCCUCCUUGAUUUCUGCUCUUAACGUCGAAAGAGCACUUCGUGGAAUACCAAUAACAGAUGUGGACUACUAUGGUAGACUUGGACUACAACGAGGAUGUUCUUCUGAGCAGGUUAUAGUUGCAUACCAAAGAAAGGUUGAAGAAAUGAGGAAUCAGGGAUUAAAUGAAGAAGAACUCGACAACAAACUGGAACUUCUAAAAGAAUCAUACAUAAUUUUGUCAUCUGAGGAAGAGAGAAGGAUGUACGAUUGGAGCUUGGCUCGAAGCCAAGAUGUGGAGACAUAUGUUUGGCCCUUCGAGGUUGACAAAACAAAAACUCCAAAAGAGUCUCCUCCCAUGCAGGAUCCAGAGGACGUGGGACCAACAAGAUUGGUGGGAUACUUCAUUUUAGGGUGGUUGAUAUUAUCCUUCAUAGUGUCUAUUGCCCUUAAUCAAUAAAAACCAAGGGGAGAUUAGUGCAUUUAUUUCACACUGGGGAAGGAAAAAAUGAAUAGAAAACGUGGAGCCCCUCAUAUUCUACUAUCAGGAAGAUAAAGUUGUUGUUCUAGUAAGCAAUGUCUUUUGUACACAGAAAAAGCAUUUCCCUGCCGACUAAAUUGACCUUUUAAAAAAUUGUUUAUAAACCGUUUUGUCCAACUUCCAAAGGUGAGGGCUUUAGGGAGGAUGAGUUAUUUUGUUCAACCUAUUAUUUGCAUUAAUUAAUGUAAAUCAAUCUUCUUUUCCAAUCUAAUUACUUGAAUAAGUCUUCUUUCAUGGCACUAGCCAAAAUUGAUAGUCCAUGUAAUACCUAAAGAAUUUAAGGGAAAUUAUGUCAUAACCCAUUGUGCUGUCACACUAUUUGACAUUGAGACUACAAUUUCUAAUUUAAUCAAAAUUGAGACGUGUUUGGGCAUUUGUAAACGUAGACCUUUGCCAAAAUAUUCAUCAAAUAGAUAAAAGUAGUGACAUGAAACUACUAUUGUGC